AUGGCGUCCUCCAGCACAGGAGCGUGGCCCCUUCCGCCUCUCUAUCAACCCCUCAACAAGGAUAAACGAGAAAUGCGUCUUCUCGAAAUCCUUCCCAACACUUCUGAUGGCUUAGUCAACUGCAAACUCCAUACCGUCCUCCUUACACCGGAUCUUUACUACACUUGUAUCUCCUACGUCUGGGGUGACCCGACAGUCACGGAAGAUAUCGUCGUUGACGGCGUUACUCGACAGGUGACUGUCAGUCGUGCUACUGCACUUCGACACCUGAAGCAACACUGGAUCGAUAUUGAGCGAAAGUCAGAUCCUGGCCUCAACACCUCCAAGUUCCGCUUGUGGGCUGAUGCACUCUGUAUCAACCAACAGGAUCUCACCGAAAGACUACACCAAGUUGGCAUGAUGGCGGAUAUCUACUCUUCGGCAGCAAUGGUUAUGGCCUGGAUUACUGCAAGCGGCAAGGUUGUCCAAAAAGCGUUUAAGGCUUUCGAAAGAUAG
Fusarium musae is the source of this 495-nucleotide messenger RNA. RefSeq lists its product as uncharacterized. Lineage: Eukaryota; Fungi; Ascomycota; Sordariomycetes; Hypocreales; Nectriaceae. The coding region runs from base 1 to 495 and encodes 164 amino acids. The record is from RefSeq and is a predicted model, not a curated record. The transcript has a single exon.